Messenger RNA from Periophthalmus magnuspinnatus, 2393 nucleotides. RefSeq lists its product as uncharacterized. The coding region runs from base 440 to 1987 and encodes 515 amino acids. The transcript is spliced from 6 exons. NCBI's taxonomy places the organism in Eukaryota, Metazoa, Chordata, Actinopteri, Gobiiformes, Gobiidae. The record is from RefSeq and is a predicted model, not a curated record.
UGGCGCGCCCACGUAAACAGUGAGGUGCGGGUAUAAAGACAGGGCACCCAGCUGGAUCAGAGAGCUGUUUACCUCUUUUGCGCAACGAACAUAACUUGGACAUGUGGAGGCUGGGGCCCCUUUAAAUCCAGUCCGCGGGGUUUUACGUAACAAGAAGGAGGAAAAACCGAGGGGAAACACGACAGAGGGGAGUUGACAGUUUGACCACUGGGCAAGCUUAUCAGGUGGAGAGAGCAAAGUGUGUGAUGUGGAAAAUGCAACUGGGGAUUUAUCACUGCGGAGCCUAAUAGAAUAAUACACAGAGCCAGAGUUUCCAGGUCAUUGAUCCCCUCACCCCCGACUGGCAAACCUACAGUGACCCCUGACAGCUCAGUGCAACAGGAGAAAGGGGAAAUUGGCAUUUUAGAAAGGCCCCCGAGGUGUCGUGUGGCCCUGCGUCAUGGCAGCCAUUGAUCUAGAGCGAGGGCUGGAGCACAGCGGAUGGGGACAGGAGAGGCCAGAGCUCAUGGACAAUUUUGAUUCAGAAAUGCAAGAAUGGGAAGACCAGCUGCAGGACAUACAGAGGAAGAUUGAAGAGUUGUACACUGAAGUUCAGGCUAGAAGAGGCACAAAUGAUGUUACCAGUGACAGCCAGAAGAACAGCAGCGAAAUAGACUGUGAACUGGGACGGAAUGGCAGCCUUUUUGCAACAGAUAAGACUCAUCAACAGUAUUCCAAUAGCUGCAAUGGCUACAGUCACCACAAUGGCUAUGGCUACUGUCAAAACAAUGGAAUUCAUGAGAUUGGAGACAUACUACAGGACUAUUUGGGACAGGGGAAGCCAGCAAGCCGGAAGAACAAUGGAGCGCGCCAUGUGCACUUCAGCGAUACAAUCAAAGUGAGCUCAGAUCUGCCCUUAUACCAAGAUGACAUCAAAACCAGAACUGGAAGUGCAAGAAAUGGCCAAGAGCAGUUUUUUGGAAGUUUUGUGGAGAAUGAAAACAAGAAGAAUCGUGUGACCCAGGUGAAAAGCAAAGAAGGUUUAACAAAUAAAGAAAAUGGAGGUGGAAAGCCCCCUUUUAAACAGCGAGAAACACAACCACGUCCAGGUGGGUCGGUCGAAUCUCCAGCUCUUGAGCGGAAGUGCUUUGGUCUAGGUGGGCUUGUAGACAUGAAGGGCAGUCCCUCAGUGCUGAGGAAGUUUGGAGCCAUGCUCCAUGAAAAUGAGGGCAAACUGCUCACUGAGAGCGGGGUGGUGUCGCCUCCAUCUCAGACCACAGAGCCAAAGUGUCCCACCCCCAGCUGUCAGCGCAAGGCUCUGGGGGGACGGAUGCCAGGACGUGUGCCUACACAGAAAUGCCAAGCUGAUUGUGACGUGCAGACAGCAGAGGCAGAGACCAGCCAAGAGAGACCCCCAGCAACAGACUGUGGGCGACAGAACCACAAGGAUCAGAGAGGAGGCUACAGCGCCCCCAAAGGCCAACCCAGUCCACAGCAGUCUCAGCGCAGGGCACAGGUGCAGGGCAGUCCCAAACCUCGGCCCCGGGCUCAAAGCGGAACAGACAAAGACAGAGCGAGGAGGACAGCUGUCCACCAGGGGGAGUUUAAAAUGGACCACACAGGUGUAAACGGGUCCCCAGUGGCUGUGAAGAAGAGAAUUGGGCUCAGGGAUGAAGGACUCAUCGAGCUACUGGACAUGCUGGACAUACAGCAUGAAUACUCCAAUGGCACAACAUACAGACAAGACACUGAGCCGGAUAGCACAGAUGUUCUCACUGCAAAGCCUAAGAGCUUUUCAAGGCCAGCUCGACCAGCCAAUCAAAGGCCUCCGUCCAGAUGGGCCAGCUGUACCCCUUCUGCAAGAAUCAGUACCCCAUCCGGCCCAAUGUACCGGCCGCCAAGCCCUCUCACCAGGACCCACAGUCCCCUGACCAGGCCUCCAAGUCCUGCACUCAAACACCGGAACUUCAUGCCCUAUUCUCUGCACACUGAGACCGUGAUCAUGUGAUACUCACCUCUCCUUCUGUAAAUAGUGACAGUAUGAACUGUUUUACAUAAUGCCAUGCCAAUGCCCCAACAACAUUCUCCAUUCAGGCUUUAUAUUUACCUUGUAUUACCUUUGUUCACACAUUCAUGAUGAUGGAUAUUCAGUUUUUAUUUUUCGUAUGUUCCAUGUGGUUUAGAUUGAAGCAUGUAGCCCUGUGGGGGUGCAUGCUCGUGUCAUGUCUUUAAUACUGACAUUUGCCUGCUGAAUUUAACAGCACAACAAACGGUGUGUUUACUGUAUAAUAUUGUAAUUGUAAUAUAAUUAUAUAUAAAAUGUUUAAGUGACGACUGUGAUAAAUUGAGGAAAAUAUAACUUAAAUUGUUUUUCUUGGUAAUUAACAUGUAAAUAAACAUGUGAUUUCACUUAA